This is a messenger RNA of Cicer arietinum (chickpea), 813 nucleotides long. RefSeq names its product protein BFT1-like. Gene Ontology annotation, biological process: flower development; vegetative to reproductive phase transition of meristem. The record is from RefSeq and is a predicted model, not a curated record. NCBI's taxonomy places the organism in Eukaryota, Viridiplantae, Streptophyta, Magnoliopsida, Fabales, Fabaceae.
AACUCACUUCAAAAAUACACACAUUUAAUUAUAUCAUAUAUUUUUCUUAUACAUUCAUAUAUCUAUAGCCCUUUUCUUUUGCAUAUCAUUGUAAUUAAUUAAUGUCUAGGUCAUUGGAACCACUUUCUAUGGGAAGGGUGAUAGGAGAAGUGGUUGAUAUAUUUAAUCCAAGUGUUAGAAUGAAUGUGACAUAUUCCACUAAGCAAGUUGCAAAUGGUCAUGAGUUAUUGCCUUCUAUUGUUAUGAACAAACCAAGGGUUGAGAUAGGUGGUGAUGACUUGAGGACUGCUUAUACUUUGAUCAUGACAGAUCCAGAUGCUCCUAGUCCUAGUGAUCCAUAUUUAAGGGAACAUCUCCAUUGGAUGGUUACAGAUAUUCCAGGUACCACAGAUGUCUCUUUUGGGAAAGAAAUUGUGGAGUAUGAGAAUCCAAAACCAGUUAUAGGAAUCCAUAGAUAUGUCUUCAUAUUGUUCAAGCAAAGAGGGAGACAAACAGUGAGAUCCCCAACUUUUAGAGACAAUUUCAACACAAGGAGCUUUUCACAACAAAAUAGCCUUGGCUUACCUGUUGCUGCAGUUUACUUCAAUGCUCAAAGAGAAACUGCAGCAAGAAGAAGGUGAUCAAUUCAUCAAGAAUAAAAGGAUGCAAUCAAUAAAACAUCUUUCACCCUUCUAUUUUAAUUUGAGUUGUUUCAUAUGCUUUUCUUAAUUAGGGUUUGUCAUGGUUGAAUAAGGAUAGAUUUUUGUUGAAAUCUCUACUCCUCUUUACUUUUUUUUUGUUUAGUUUAAUUGCAUUUUUAGUUUUUCUAUUUAA